Messenger RNA from Penicillium argentinense, 10485 nucleotides. RefSeq lists its product as uncharacterized. The transcript is spliced from 3 exons. The record is from RefSeq and is a predicted model, not a curated record. NCBI's taxonomy places the organism in Eukaryota, Fungi, Ascomycota, Eurotiomycetes, Eurotiales, Aspergillaceae. The coding region runs from base 1 to 10485 and encodes 3494 amino acids.
AUGCCUCCUUCGCCGACUAUGGAGGCGCUUCCUUCUGUCGAGGGGUCGAUGGUUGGUGUUAAGGAUACCCAUGAGGGCGGGCAAACGCGUGAACUUGAUGUUGAGCAGACUGCUCCUCAAAUCGAAACUGAGGAACCCACCGCAGAGAAGGAGCAGGCAUCCAGGUCUGGGACUCCUAAGGGUGCUGGAUUUUCCGGUGUGGUCGAUUCCGCCGUCGUUGCUGCUGCAAAGGAAAUUGAGCAACGCAAGGGAUCUGAUAAUAAGGAAAAUCAGGACCCUACUUUGCCAGCUGACAAGGAGGUAUCCGAUUCAAUUUCCGAGCAGCCAGAAGCUCUUGUCGAGAUCUCCAGUGCUCCAGGUGCAUUCCCUGGCUUCGCGGAUGUAGUGAAUGCUGCCGUCAGCGCUGAGUCAGCACAGGAGAAGGGCCCAGAUGAGGAGAUCGGCGAGCCUGGUACUGCCGUCGAGGAGCAAUCUGCCAAGCCUUUUGAGCCUGCUGUUGAAGAAGCAGCUAAAGAUAUUCUCGAGCCCGUCGAGGAGCCCAGCGAGCCUGUUCAAGAUCCACCGGCCGAGGAACCAAUCACUGAGGAACCGGCAGCAACUAAAAAUACGAAGGGCAAGAAGGAUCAAGCCAGUGAAAGUGUCGACUUGACUUCUGAGCCUGCUCCGGCCGAACAAAAGGUUCCAGAGCCUGAGACCGAAGACCAAUAUUGUUCCAUUGAGCCUGAAGCUUUGUCUGCUCCUGUGAAAGAUGCUCCCGCUCAGCCUCAGCUGGAAAGCGAACCGGCUGAAUUGUCGCAGGAACUCGAUGUCGAACCUGUUCCUACUGCCGAGCUUGUUUCUACUGUUGAGCCAGAUUCCUCUGUCCCCGAACCUAUGCCAGAGAUCGGAGCUGCUUCUACCGAGCCUGUCAAAUCUGUUUCUGCCGAGGCUGCUCCCGCUGAAGCUACCGCUGAUGCCACACUGGAACAAGCUGCUGAAGAGGCUCAGGAGAAGCCUGCUGAAACUGGUCAAGAGCCGGAGUCUAUUCCUGCCAUAGAGGCUGAGUCUACAAAGGAGGUUCCGCAGGAUGUCACUGUUUCCGAGACACCUGCGCCUACUGAGGCUUCCCCUGAUGCUCAAAAAACUCGAGAAAUUACCGAGCCCGCAGGGUCAGUGUCUGUCCAGACUCCCCAGGAAGAUACCGCUGCUGUGACCGCGCCCGAGGCUACCGCCGAUGACUCGAGCAAGGCUACUGAGGAGCCCACUGAAGCUCCUACAACCGAGACCCACGAAAUCGAAGAGCCAGAAUUUACCUUUACCGAAGCGCAGGAAUCUCAGCUACAAGAUGUCGCAGUCCCUCCGGCAUCGACAGAGAGAACCGCCGAGUCAGACGAAGACAUGUUCCACGAGACUGUCCAGGAACAGCCUGAGCCUACGGUGACAGAAGAGAAGAAGAUCCCGACAGAGCAAGAACAACGUGUUGAUGUUCUAGCAGAAAAAGCCAAGCCUGAAGAGGUUGAUGAAUCAGGUUCGAAGAAGGACGAAAAUAACGAAAAGAAAAAGAAGAAGAAGAAGAAGAAGAAAAACAACAAAAAUUCUGUUGCUGAGGAGACUGAUGUUCCUUCUGGGAUUGUUGAUUCCAAGCCUGAGGUGCAGCAAGAGCCUGAGACUGCUCCCGAGUCGGUGCAGGUUGCUGAAGAUGUUAAGCCCGAAGAAGGUGCUUCUGUUGAACCUGUUGAUACACAAUAUGUUCCGACCGGCGAGCCUCAGCCUGAGUCUGAGCAGCUUGCUAAGGAUAUUUCUGAACCUGCUGCUGUUGAUGAGGUUCUUGCUGUUCAAGAACCUGAGCCCAUUGAGCCAGCCGAGGAAUCUCGUGAACUGCCCCCUGCUGAGCCCAAAGCUAAGACCGAGGUCGAGCCUGAGGUGCCUAGGACUGCGACGCAACGGAAGAAGGACAAGCAGAGCGUUUCUUCUGUUUCCCAAGAGGAGAAGCCUGUCGAGCCUCAACCUUCUGAGUCUGCUGAUGCCCAGCCCGCUGAGUCAAUCGAAGCUGUCGAAUCCACCGAGUCUGCUCCCACCAAAUCUACAGAGCCAACUGAAUCUGCUGAGCCCACUGUCGAAACCGAUCCUGUUGCGGACGAAGCCAAGGAAAUUGAGCCUGCACCCGAAGCACCGGCAGGAGAUAUUGCCACUUCAGAAGUAAAGAAUGAUUCUGAACCCGAGCCCGAGCAGCCAAAGGAACAAGAGCAGGUGCAGGUGUCUGCCGUCGAAGAAGCUCCCGCUGAGGCAGCUCCAGCCGGGAAAGACGACUCCGAGCCCGUCCAGGAGCAGUCCGAAGCACGUCUGGACAAGCCCGCUAAAAUUAUGACAGCAGCUGAAAGAAAGAAGGCCAAGAAGGCCAGGAAGAAGCAGCAGAAGCAACAAGAAAGCAUCAGCUCUACCACUGAAGAAGCACAAGCCGCUGAUAAUGCGCCCAUGCCUGAAACCGAUGCCGCCCAGGAUGCUGAAGCCGUUCCCGAGGCCGAUGCACCUGUGGCAGAUGAGCCUGUUGAGGCUAGCAAGGAAAUUGAGUCCGUGACUGAAGCUCCUGUCGCCGAGACUUCCCCGCCCGAAGCCGAGACUACAUCUGCUGAGAUUCCUGCUGAUGUCCCCGCUUCUUCUGAAGAGACUUCUGCUGAUAUUCCUCCUACUUCUGAAACUCCUGCUCCAAUUGAAGCUCCUAUUGAAGCUCCUCAAGAGGAAAAGAAGGAUAAAACUCCAGCACAUGAAGAGGCACCCGCUGAAGUUCCUGCCACUGAGACCAUUCCUGAAGCUACGACGCCUCAUGAGGUUCCCGAGACUCCUGACGCAGAGCCCAAACAUGAACUCCCCUUUGCUGCGCAAAAGAAAAUGUCGAAGAAGGACAAGAAGGACAAGAAGAAGCGGCAGUCUGUUGUUGAAGAGGAGCCUGCGCCGACAUCUGAAUCUACUCCCACUGAGCAGGAGGCUGCGCCUGUUGCUCUUACAGAGACUACUGUCGAACCGGAGGUUCAACCUGAGGCCGAGGCCGAAUCAAAGGAGAAAGAAAUUGAUACUCCCGCCGAGCCCUCGACAGAUGAUAGAGCUCCCCCAGCAGAGCCCGUGACUGAAGAGUCAGCAGAGGCCACGCCAGCCGAUACCACUGCUCCCGCAAAUGUUCCUUCAGAAGAGUCUCAAGUCCCUGCUGAGGAGUCUUCCCUAGAAAAGUCUCUUGACGACAAGCCCGAAGAAGAAAAGACUGUCCCUGAGCCUUCUCCCGAAGAAACAGCCAAGUCCGAGGAGCAGGCAGAAUCAGCGCCGGUUCAAGAGCCUGAGGUGCCUUCCGUUGGAAGCCCUCCAGCAGAAGAGCCUGAGACAACUUCUUCUAAGAAGAAGAAAAAGAAGAAGAAAAAGAACCAGUCUCUUUCCGAAGAGCCUGUGUCUGAAGCUAGCAAGGAGGAAUCUGCCGAACCUACCUCUGUGCCAGCUGCCGAGCCUGCUACAGAGUCUCCUACUGAGCCUCCUGCCUCUGAGACUGUCACUGCGUCUCCAACCGAGCCCCCUGCUUCCGAGCCCGCAGCCGAAAACGUUGAAGAACCUGUGUCUAACGAAAAUAUGGAGCCUUCUACUGCCACAGAAGAUGUGCAGAAGCCUGAAGAACCUGCACCUGAAAAAGGACCCAAAGAUGACACUGCUGAACAACCAGUCGGCCAGGCUGAGCUUGGCCCUAGGACUGCUGCGCAGAAGAAGAAGGACAAGAAGAAAAAGAGGAAGAAGGAGGAGGAGACCCGCAAUUCCGUGGAUUUUGAAGAGAAGUCUGCACCCCAAGUGGAGGCUCAGCCUGAGGAGGCUGCUGCUCUUACUGAGGCUGUUAAAUCAGAAACUGUGCCAGCGGCUGAGGAUGCCCCGACUCAAGAAACAAUCGAGACUCCUGCAGAGGGUCAGACUGUCGAGGAGCCUGUUGCUGAGAAGGCUCCGGAAACCGAGGUCUCCGCCACUGAGGAAGAUACUCCUAAAGAAACUGCCGAGUCUACUGUUGAAACUACUGAAACUCCAACUGAGGAUGUUUCUAAGGAAGUGGGGGCCGAGUCUGCCGCUCCUCUCCAGGCCGAGGAGCAGCCUGAACCUUCAACUGAAUCGACAGUCCCUGAAGACAAGCCAGCUGAAAGUGUCGAAUCUCCUGAGCCAGACCUAUCAGGCCUGUCCGCCAAGGAGCGCCGCAAGCUUAAGGCAAAGCAGAAGAAAAAGAAGGGCAACUCUGUUGACUUUACUGGAGAAGAGCUUUCUACUUCUAAAGAAGCUCCCAAGGACGUUGGGCCAGAAACCGACAAAGCCGACGAGGCUCCAGACUCCACCGAAGAAAAUGUCGAUGCGCCUCAAAUAGAAGAGGCUGCGGAGGCACAGCCUGUUGAAGAACAGCCUGUUGAAGGACAGCCUGUUGAAGAACAGCCUGCUGAAGAACAGCCUGUUGAAGGACAGCCUGCUGAAGAACAGCCUGCUGAAGAACAGCCUGCUGAAGGACAGCCUGUUGAAGAACAGCCUGCUGAAGAACAGCCUGCUGAAGAACAGCCUGCUGAAGAACAGCCUGCUGAAGGACAGCCUGCUGAAGAACAGCCUGCUGAAGCACAGCCUGCUGAAGCACAGCCUGCUGAAGCACAGCCUGCUGAAGCACAGCCUGCUGAAGAGGAGACGGAUGCUAAGACUGAUACCCCCGAGACCGAUCAGCCCGCGGAACCUGAAGCGACCACCGAGACCGACAAGCCUGUUACGACCGACGCCGCCGAGUCUACCGAAACACCAGUCGAGCCGAAACCGUCCGAGCCUGCGACUCCGGAAAACGAGACUGCCAUGUCAGCCAAGGAAAAGCGCAAGCUAAAGAAAAAGAAAAAGCGCCAAUCCAAAAACCUCGACACUGAUGACACGACAACCGCCGAGCCCGCCGAGCAAUCCACCGAAAAUACACGGGAGACCUCUACACCCGUAACGGCACCCUCGCCUGCGGAGCAUGACGGUAAAGAUCAUCAGUCCCACGACGUAGAGACGCCCGACGUGCCGGCAAUUGAGAAGGCUUCGACUGAUGAAUUCGUGUUUUCGCAGGUAGAGCAGCCGCAGAUAGAGAGUCGUUCUUCAGAUUAUCCUCCCCAGCCCGUGCUUGAGCGUUCUGAGUUUGGCGAGAGGGAACGUGAAAUGAAGGAGGGGGAUGAGCCUGCAGUUGAGCCUGCAGUUGAGCCUGCAGCUGAGCCGGAGGCUGUUGAGAAAUCGGAUGAAGUUGUUGAGAGUGAGAUGAAUGAAAAUAUUGCUGAUGUUGUGCCUGUUGUUGAAGAGAAACAGGAGGAAGUUGUUGAGCCUGUGACCUUGGACGAGGAUCCUCCCAAGGAAGAGCAAAUUGGUGAAAAAGAGGUGGUCCCCGAGCCACCAGUCGAUAUCCCCCCUGCGGCUAUCAAUACUCUCGUUGAGCAAGAACCAUCUGUUGAAGCAGAGCCGGACUUGUCCAAGAAGCAAAAAAAGAAAGACAAAAAGGGGACGCAAAAGCAGGAGGUUCAACCAGAAGAGACCCCUGCUGAGCCUGAGCCAGAGCCAGAGCCCUUGGCUAAGAUCGAGCAGCCUGAAAUCGAGCCUGUCACCGAGGAACAGGAAAAGACCAUUGCUGAGCCUGAGCCGGUUGCAGAGCAAGAUACUGAACCUGUUGUUGAAGAGCAAGUUCAACCAACCAAAGAGUCUCAACCAUCUAAAGAGACCGAGCCUUCCAAGGAAAAGAAGGAAGCUGCUGCUGCUGCUGCCGCCUCCGAGGCAGAGAAGCAGGGAGCAGCAUUGCCAGAGACGGUCGAAGAGCCUGCUGUCCAGGCUGCUGCCGAUGCCCCUGCCCCCGAUGACCAGCAAGAGGUUCAACCGUCAACUGACAUUACUGAACCUGAACAACAACCAUCCGAUGUCAUCGACGACAGCCCCAAGGACGCUCAGCAGGGUUCGAUCGAAGAGCAGCCCGCUGCUAUCGAGGACAUCAAAGAGCAUGUCGAUGCCAACAUUCACUCUGAACAAACUACAGAGGAGGCCGAUCCUGCCCUGGCUACUGCUACGGAAAUUGCUAUCGAAGUUCCGUCUGCGGAAGCCCCUGAGCAAGCUCCUGGGGAGACUGUGGCUGCGCCUGAAGAGGAGCGGCCUACUGUAUCUAAGAAGAAGAGCAAGAAGAAGAAGAGAGAGGCUGCUGCUGCUGCUGCUGCUGCUGCUGCUGCUGCUGCGCUAGAAAGCGAGAAGCCGUCUGAGCCGGAACCUACUGUUGAAGAACCUGCACCUGAACCAGUCGCAAAGGUUCCAAGUACAGAUGUUUCUGUGGAGGAUAAGCAGGUUGAGGUUGAACAAGAAGUCCCCAGUGAGGAACCUGAGCCAAUUGAGAAGGGGAUCACUGAGGAAGCUGCCCCUUCGCCUGAGCCUACCGAAAAUGUCACUGAGCAGCCCGCUGAGCCUGAGCAUGCGGAGCCAGCUGAGAAGGAUGUCAUUGAGGAAUCUGGUCCCGUAACAACUGCACCCACCGAAAUUGUCACCGAGCGGCUCGCCGAGCCCGAGCAGCCAUUUGAUACUCCUGCUGAGCCUGGACCUGUGGCAGAAAUGCCUGCCGAGCCUGUCCAAGUCGAGAUUCCCGCGACCCCUGAGGUAACUGGUGAAAAAUCAAAGGAAAUUGCACCAGAGCCUGAAGUUGAGCCCACCGCCGAAACAUCAACAGAGACUCAAGUAGUUCCCGAGGACCCACAAGAACAGCUUCACACUCCCAGUACGACUAAGCCCAAGAAUUCAGAGGAAGCGGAGGCUGACAAGGAGAAUGUUGUUUCACUGGAUCCAUUCGACGCCCCUUCGCCUGCACGGGAGAAGGAUCAAGAUGUUCCCGUCGAACAAGCUACUGAGGAUGUUCCAGUUGAAGCUAUUACUCCUGAACAACAAGAACAGCAAAAGGAGGAAGAGGCUAAGCUUCGCAGCACCGCGCUUGAGAAGGAAGCAGAUCUUGAAGUCGCUGGUGAUAUGUUCGAAGAUCGACCUCAGGAACCCGAAGCGAAGAAGUUGUCGAAGAAGGAAAAGCGCAGGGCUAAGAAGAAGGGUGUUCUUGAGGAGAGUGUCGAGCUGGAACAGCCAGAGCCAGAGACUUCAACUGUCAUUGACGAAGAACCCCAGCCUGUUCCGACUCCUGCAGAACUCGAAUCUGCCGGGCCUGAGGCUCCAGUUGAAGCCGAGUCAACAAAAGAGCUGGAGCCAGAGGUGGAUGGCCCAAAGGAAGUUGAGCCUGCUACCGAGUCUCAGCCUGCUCUCGAGCCAGCUGAAGCCGAGACUGCCGCUGUCCCCGAGCCAGCCGAAGAAGAAGCACCGCUCUCUCGCAAGGCUUCCAAAAAGAAAGCAAAAAAGGCCAAGAAAGCCGCCGAAGCCAAAGCCUUGCUAGAAUCCCCAGCUCAGGAGCAACAGGGUCUGGGAAUCUCUCCUGGUCCAGAAGAAUCAACUCGUGAGGAGGAAGUUCCUGAAUUUACUACAAAUAGAAAGCAAGAGGAAGCAAAGCCAGAAGAAGAUGAAUUUCCUGCGAUUGAAUGGGAUGGCAAGACCGACAAGCCCGAAUCCUUGCCUGAGGCCCCCGAGCCUGAGGUCAAGAUCCCCGAGCCCGUGCCCCAGACCAUCGAGGCAUACGAUGAGUCUGCCAUUCCUGCUGGUUUGCAAGAGGUCGCCAAGGAUUCGGAGUCCGCCGAAGACUUUUCUCUGCCAUUGAGCAAAAAGGACAAGAAAAAGGCCAAGAAGAACAAGAGAAAGUCCGAACAAGCCGCUCUGGCCAACACCGAGACCGCCGACGAGUCAUCCCACAAGAAACUCGAACUGGCCGAGCCCCAGCCCCAGCCUGAAUCCUUGCUGGAAUCUGCCAACAAAGAGAUCGAAACUGAGCCACCCGCACGCACUACAACUCCCGGUGGCUCCAAGAUCGCGAAUCUCUUUCCCGGCCUCGAGCGUGGUGGAUUCAAGCGAUCGGCGCUGAACAAAACCCCGUCGCCAAAAGAUAGUGCUGAGGAAGAGAUUGUGGACCAGGAAGCUGAUCGUGAACUCACGAUCCCCAUCUCGGAAGCACCCCAAGCGACCCCCGAAGCCAGCCGUGAGCUGUCCAUCCCAGAUGCAGAUGCAGCGCCAACCGCCGAGGAGGCCCCCGAGGCCAUUGCGAAGGAACUCCAGAUGGACGAGCCAAACCUUCCCAUUGCUGAAGAUAGCGUACACGCACCUGCCACCAAAGAACGGUCGUCUCUACUGUUCGACUCGUCGCCGUCUACGCGCACCGAGGAGGCCUCUACGCCCCGGCGUCUACUGCCGUCGCAAAUGGAAGGUCCGGACGACUCGGCCUGUGAGUUGCGCCGCACGCCCUCCGUGAUCCAUGGCCGACACCAGCAGACUCCCCGGACCUGGAGUCUGGACGAAGGAUCUAUUCCCGCCACCAGUGGUCCUUCGCCGCCACGCUCCCUCUUCGGCGGCCCCUUCGAGCAGGACUCGCUCUCCCGCCCGCGGACUCCACUGGAUCCCAUUGCGGAGCAGGAACCAGACGCAACCACGGCUCCGUACGGGACGCCCCGUCUGGAGAUCAAGCCCGAACAUGUCCUGCCUCGCCCGGUGACGCCGGUGCGCAAGUUCACGGACAAUGCGUUGGCGCGGGAGCGAUGGCCCACGCCAGAGAAUGAGAGUGCCAGCAAGAGUGACAGUAGCAAAAGUGCGUCGCGAUCUCCGCUGAAAACGCCCGAGCAAGGCAUGCCCAUCCUGCGGCCCAGCGACAGCAAGGGCACGCUGCGUCGCACGAAGCGCAGCACGAGCAGCGACCUGCGGGCGGCGAGUCGGGCGCUAGACUCCCAGCCUCCCAAUCUCGAUCUCCACCAGCUUCCCUCUUCUUCCUCCUACGACCCCGUCCAUGACAAGGGCAAGCAGCCCCUCCGGAACAUGGAUGUCUACGAGGGCUGGGGUGAGACGCCCAACUCCCCGCGGUCGCCCAGCCGACCACCGAGUGUCCGUCGCCGCCGCAGCAUGCAACAACUCCAGGACAUGGAGACUCGCCUCGACCAGCUCAUCUCCGAGAACCGUCUGUUGAUCGCCGCCCGCGAUGAAGCCGAGGAUAAAUUGCGCAAUGCCAGCGUCGCCCGCCGGAAGAGCGACCGAGCGCUCAACUCCAGUGGCGCCGAUCUGAGAGAUCGCGAGGCCGAGGUCGAGCAGCUCAAGAGCUCAGUGGACUGGUUCCAGAAAGAGAUGAGCCGUCUGACCCAGGAGAAUGAGGGGCUUACAGCGUCCAAUGCUGCCCUCGCUGCCGCCCACGCUGCCGAAGUCACCACCGUGCGCGAAUCGUCCACCCGCGAACUCGACGACCUGCGGUCGCAACACGAUGCGCUCUCGUCGCAGAUGGAAGACCGAGUCCGACAAGAGAUCGAGUCGGCCCUCGCCCAAAAGGACGCCGAGCUGCGACGCCUGCGCGCCGAACUAGAGGAGGCCCGCGAUAAAGUCAAGGAGCUCCAGCAGCAGAUCGCCUCGUCGGUCAAUGACAAUGCCCUUGUCUUCCGCGAUGAAGAUUACUUCGACGCGGCGUGCCAGAAGCUCUGUGGUCACGUCCAGCAAUGGGUGCUGCGCUUCUCUAAGCAUUCUGACCACCGUCGCUGCCGCCCGCUGAGCGACCUGCACGACGAGAAGAUGGCCGACCGUUUCGAAAACGCCCUCCUCGAUGGCUCCGACGCUGAUGCCUAUCUCUCUGACCGUGUCCGCCGUCGUGAUGUCUUCAUGUCGGUGGUCAUGACCAUGGUGUGGGAGUACAUCUUCACCCGCUACCUUUUCGGCAUGGACCGAGAACAGCGCCAGAAACUCAAGUCGCUCGAGAAACAAUUAGGCGAGGUCGGUCCCCGACGUGCAGUCCACCGCUGGCGCGCCACCACCUUGACCCUCCUGUCGCGACGACCGGCCUUUGCCUCCCAGCGCCAAAGCGACACCGAAGCCGUCGCUCUUGAGAUCUUCGGCACCCUCUCCCGCAUUCUUCCUCCACCCUCCCAAGUCGAAGGCCAGCUCCUCGACUCCCUCCGCAAGGUCCUCCGCGUCGCCGUGAACUUGUCUCUGGAGAUGCGCACACAACUCGCCGAGUUCAUCAUGCUCCCGCCACUGCAGCCCGAGUACGACACCAACGGCGACCUCGCUCGACAAGUCUUCUUCAAUGCGUCUCUGAUGAACGAGCGCAGCGGCGAAACCACCUCCAACGACGAGCUAGAAUCCUCCCAGGCCGUUGUCCGCAUCGUCCUUUUCCCGCUUGUCGUCAAAAAGGGCAACGAUGUCGGCGAAGGCGACGACGAAGUCGUCGUCUGUCCCGCCCAAGUCCUCAUCGCCCGCCCCGGCAAGGACAAGCGUGUCUCCCGGAUGAUGAGUGGCGAUCGCAUGUCGAUCGAUGGAUCGCGCUCCGUGCACAGCGUCGCGCCUUCCAUGGCUCCUUCCAUGGCUCCUUCUACAAUGGACAUGAGUAAUGUGAUUUGA